GGCUGCGGUCAGUGGUCCAUCACUAAUGUGACGAAAAAAAUUAUACAAAAAAACAUUUUUGAUACUCAUUUUUCCCAGCUUUUCCACCCGGCCACGUUGGUUUCCCACCCACAUCAAGAUUUCCUCCCAACAGCGGCUGCUCGAGUGCUUCAGGAUGACCUUGGUGGGCCUAGCAGCCCGCAAGUUGGCGCAGAAGAAGAGAUCCGCCAAACUGGCAGCCGUUCCCAACGGCAUCCGGUGCCAAAAGUGCCUGCAGAUUGGGCACUGGAGCUACGAGUGCAAGGAGAAGCGGAAAUUCGUCCACCGGAGCUCGCGCACCAAGCAGCUGAGCAAGCAUUUAGCCCAAAAGGAAGCAGAGGCGCCCAAGAACGAGGUGGAGAGCAUGGAAGUGGCGUCAGCGGCCGGAAAGAAGGUCCGCCGCAAGCGGAAGCCCAGCAAGAGCUCCUCGUCCUCCUCCAGUUCGUCGGACAGCUCAGACAGCAGCAGCGAAUCGGACUCCUCAUCCGGUUCGGACUCCAGCAGUUCCAGUUCGGACUCAGAGGACGAGGAUGACAGCUCCUCGGGCUCCAGUGGCAGUGGCUCAUCCUCCGACAGCGAUAGCAGCGAGGAUCAAAAACAAGGCCCCCAGAAGAAGAAAAAGCGAGCAGAGAGUUCAGCGGAAUCCUCCGACGAUCAGGAGUGAUCUGGAGACCGUUUCCUGGUCCGUAGCGCAUAGCUUUAGUAGUUUAGUUUACCCCUCCACCUUUCCCUAAGAUAUGGAACCUUAAACCGAAUAUGAACUUGCUAUUUGUAAUGUAUUGUAAUUAUUAUUUAAGUCCCCUAAAUGUACGUGGUCCUGGCCAAGAUGCUACCCAAAAUAAAAGUUUUUAGUCCGA
Drosophila suzukii is the source of this 875-nucleotide messenger RNA. Its product is annotated as zinc finger CCHC domain-containing protein 10. NCBI's taxonomy places the organism in Eukaryota, Metazoa, Arthropoda, Insecta, Diptera, Drosophilidae. The record is from RefSeq and is a predicted model, not a curated record. Gene Ontology annotation, molecular function: nucleic acid binding; zinc ion binding.